AGAGAGAAAAGGAGAGAGAUAGAGAGAGAGAGAGGGACAUAGAGAGUGAGAGACAGAGAGAGACAGAAAGAGACACAGACAGAGAGACAGACAGACAGAGAGAGAUAGACAUGGCCAUAACAACCUGCACGCGUUUUACAGAUGAGUUCCAGCUGUACGAGGAGCUGGGCAAGGGAGCCUUUUCGGUGGUGCGCAGAUGUGUGAAGCUGUGCACAGGACAGGAGAAUGCUGCCAAAAUAAUCAACACCAAAAAGUUAUCUGCCAGAGAUCACCAGAAGCUGGAGCGAGAGGCUCGGAUUUGUCGCCUGUUGAAACAUCCAAACAUCGUUCGUCUUCAUGACAGUAUAUCAGAGGAAGGCUUCCACUACCUCCUGUUUGACCUGGUGACCGGAGGUGAACUGUUCGAGGACAUCGUAGCCAGAGAAUAUUACAGCGAGGCCGACGCCAGUCACUGUAUCCAUCAGAUUCUAGACAGUGUCCAUCACAUUCACCAACAUGACAUAGUGCACAGGGACUUGAAGCCAGAGAACCUGCUCCUGGCAAGCAAAUGUAAGAACGCUGCCGUGAAGCUGGCCGACUUCGGCCUGGCCAUCGAGGUGCAGGGGGAUCAGCAGGCCUGGUUCGGAUUUGCUGGCACACCGGGUUACCUCUCCCCUGAGGUUCUGAGGAAGGAGGCAUAUGGCAAACCUGUGGACAUCUGGGCCUGCGGGGUGAUCCUCUACAUCCUGCUGGUGGGUUAUCCCCCUUUCUGGGAUGAGGACCAGCACAAGCUGUACCAGCAGAUCAAGGCUGGGGCCUACGAUUUCCCUUCUCCUGAGUGGGACACGGUCACCCCAGAGGCCAAGAACCUGAUCAACCAGAUGCUCACCAUCAACCCAACCAAGAGGAUCACAGCUCAGGAGGCCCUCAAGCACCCGUGGGUCUGCCAACGGUCCACAGUGGCGUCCAUGAUGCACAGACAGGAGACCGUGGAGUGCCUGAAGAAAUUCAACGCCAGGAGGAAACUCAAGGGGGCCAUUCUCACCACCAUGCUGGUUUCUCGGAAUUUCUCUGCAGCGAAGAGCUUGCUCAACAAAAAGGCAGAUGUCAAGAAACGCAAGUCCAGCUCGACUGUUCAGUAUCUGCCCCAGACAAACAGCACCAAAAACAGCACAGUCACCAGCCCCAAGGGAAACACCUCUUCACCUGCUCUGGAACCUCAGACAACCGUCAUCCAUAAUCCAAUAGACGGAACAAAGGAGUCGUCGGACAGCAGCAACACCACCGUGGAGGACGAGGACGUGAAAGCUCGCAAACAAGAAAUCAUCAAGAUCACCGAGCAGCUGAUCGAGGCCAUCAACAACGGAGACUUCGAGGCGUAUGCUAAGAUCUGCGACCACGGGCUGACCUCGUUCGAGCCGGAGGCGCUGGGCAACCUGGUGGAGGGGAUGGACUUCCACAGAUUCUACUUUGAGAACCUUUUGGCCAAGAACAGCAAACCCAUCCACACGACCAUCCUCAACCCUCACGUCCACCUGAUCGGCGAGGACGCCGCCUGCAUCGCUUACAUCCGCCUGACUCAGUACGUGGACGGCCAGGGUCGGCCGCGCUCCAGCCAGUCGGAGGAGACUCGCGUCUGGCAUCGCCGGGACAGCAAGUGGCAGAACAUCCACUUCCACUGCUCAGGCGCACCGGCCGCGCCGCUCCAGUGAGGUUUUAAUCCUGUAGUUUUGUCUGUGAGGAGUCUGCUGAGUGAAGAAGAAGAAGAAGAAGAAGAAGAAGAGGAAGAGGAGGAGGAUGAUGAGGAAGAGGAAAAAGAACAGUGUCGGUUUGGGGGCCCCCCCUCGCCCUCCAACAACAAACCCCUCCCUAAAAUGGACGCCCCGGCCUCCACCCCCAGCAUGCAUCUCUUCUUUUACAACUCCUCCUGCCCCCCCGUCACCUUCUGACGAC
This is a messenger RNA of Limanda limanda (common dab), 1932 nucleotides long. It is a transcript of the gene camk2b1, whose product is annotated as calcium/calmodulin-dependent protein kinase (CaM kinase) II beta 1. Lineage: Eukaryota; Metazoa; Chordata; Actinopteri; Pleuronectiformes; Pleuronectidae. The record is from RefSeq and is a predicted model, not a curated record. Bases 111 to 1691 code for a protein of 526 amino acids. Gene Ontology annotation, biological process: protein phosphorylation. The transcript is spliced from 21 exons. Gene Ontology annotation, cellular component: neuron projection; cytoplasm. Gene Ontology annotation, molecular function: ATP binding; calcium/calmodulin-dependent protein kinase activity; calmodulin binding.